CGGGAGCUGCAGGAUUACGGUUAAACCGUGCCACCUGGAAGACUAAAGAUACAGUUCACCUGAGACUGAGCCACAAUUACUGAAUUUAGGUGACUGAAGAUGCUGCUGCUGUGGAAACAGCUGUUCCUGGUAUCAUUUGUUGGCUGUCUUGGAGAGCUUGAAAACUCCAGGACGAAAAUGAGAAGUGCGGUAUCGGUUCGAGAGGGGCAGGGAGUUGUACUGCUCUGUGGACCACCCCCUCGGGCAGGAGAGCUGUCAUUUGCAUGGAUCUUCAAUGAAUACCCAUCGUUUGUGCAAGAGGACAGUCGGCGCUUUGUAUCUCAAGAGACCGGGCACCUCUACAUCGCCAAAGUGGAGCCAUCAGACGUGGGAAACUACACCUGUGUUGUAACCAGCACCGUCACCAACAGCCAGGUUCUUGGCUCGCCAACUCCUCUAGUGCUGCGCACAGAUGGUGUGAUGGGAGAAUAUGAACCCAAAAUAGAAGUUCAGUUUCCUGAGACUCUUCCUGCUGCUAAAGGCUCAACGGUGAAGCUAGAAUGCUUUGCACUAGGAAACCCCGUGCCUCAGAUCAACUGGAGAAGAACUGAUGGUCUGCCUUUUCCAAGUAAAAUAAAGCUGAGGAAAUCCAAUGGCAUGAUUGAAAUACCUAAUUUCCAGCAGGAGGAUGCUGGACUCUAUGAAUGUAUUACUGAAAACUCAAGAGGGAAAAACAUUGCCAGAGGACGUCUCACUUACUAUGCAAAACCUCACUGGGUCCAGAUGAUAAAAGACACUGAAGUUGCUGUAGAGGACACUUUAUACUGGGACUGCAGAGCAAGUGGGAAGCCCAAACCAUCGUAUAGGUGGCUGAAGAAUGGAGAACAACUGUCAAUAGAGGGAAGGAUCCAAAUUGAAAAUGGUGCACUUACAAUAUCAAAUCUAAAUCUGACAGAUUCUGGCAGAUACCAAUGCAUAGCUGAAAAUAAACAUGGUGUCAUCUAUUCCAGUGCAGAGCUCAGGGUUGUAGCUUCUGCUCCAGAUUUUUCCAAGAACCCCAUGAAGAAACUGAUCCAGGUUCAGAUAGGCAGCACAGUUGAUUUUGAAUGCAAACCCAAAGCUUCCCCUAAGGCCAAAUGCUCCUGGAAGAAGGGAGGUGAGCAGCUACACGAAAAUGAAAGAAUCACUCUUUUGAAGGAUGGUGGAUUAAGAAUAGCCAAUGUGACCAAAGCUGAUGCUGGAAGCUACAUGUGCCUGGCGACAAACCAGUUUGGAACAGCCACUGGCUCAACAAGCUUAAUAGUUACAGAGCCAACAAGGAUUACCCUGGCACCUUCCAACAUGGAUGUCACUGUGGGAGAAAGUGUUGUGUUGCCUUGCCAGGUUCAGCAUGAUCCUAUACUGGACAUCAGCUUCACCUGGUACUUCAAUGGAACACUCACAGACUUCAAGAAAGAUGCUUCUCAUUUUGAGAAGGUUGGAGGGAGUGCAGCAGGGGAUUUAAUGAUUAGAAACAUCCAGCUGAAACACAGUGGAAAAUACGUUUGCAUGGUGAAGACGGAAGUGGAUAGCGUAGCGUCGGCAGCAGACCUUAUCGUACGAGGCUCACCUGGGCCCCCUGAACAUGUGAAAGUGGAUGAAAUUACUGAUACCACAGCACAGAUCUCCUGGCAAGAAGGCACAGACAAUCACAGCCCAGUAACCACUUACACCAUACAAGCGAGGACGCCCUUCUCAGUUGGCUGGCAGCGAGUUACAACAGUUCCAGAUGUGAUUGAUGGAAAAACUUUCACAACCACAGUUGUGGAUUUAAAUCCUUGGGUGGAAUAUGAAUUUCGUGUGGUUGCCAAUAACAAAAUAGGAGGUGGAGAGCCUAGUUUACCCUCAGAAAAAGUAAGAACUGAAGAGGCAGUUCCUGAAAUCCCCCCAUCUGAAGUCAGUGGGGGAGGAGGCAGCAGGUCUGAACUGGUCAUAACAUGGGAUCCCGUCCCUGAAGAAUUACAAAAUGGAGAAGGCUUUGGCUAUGUCGUCGCUUUCCGCCCCUCUGGCACCACGACUUGGAUACAGACUGUGGUCACCUCUCCUGACACACCACGAUAUGUCUUUAGGAAUGAAAGCAUCUUGCCCUUUUCACCAUAUGAAGUCAAAGUUGGGGUCUAUAACAACAAAGGAGAAGGGCCAUUUAGUUCAGUAACCACAGUGUUUUCAGCAGAAGAAGAGCCAAGCACAGCACCUUCUGGUGUGUCUGCAACAAGUCUGUCAUCCUCGGUCAUCGAAGUCUCCUGGACAGCCAUUCCCUGGAAGAUGAGUAGUGGAAGGUUACUGGGCUACGAGGUUAGGUACUGGAACAAUGGUGGAAAAGAAGAAUCUUCAAACAGAGUAAAAGCUGCAGGGAAUGAGACAUCAGUAAGAAUAACAGGUUUGAAGAGCAACUUAGCAUACUACACAGCUGUCCGUGCUUAUAACAGUGCUGGAGCAGGUCCCUUCAGUGCCACAGUGAAUGCUACCACAAAAAAGACACCACCCAGUCAACCCCCGGGAAACCUUGUGUGGAAUGUCACCAACUCCAGAGUAAUCCUCAACUGGGAGGAAGUAAGAGCCAUGGAGAAUGAAUCAGAGGUCACCGGGUACAAGGUUUUGUACAGGACCAGCAGCCAGCCCGGUAUGAAUGUGCUGAGCACGGACAAGACAACUGCUGAACUUCUGCUGCAGUCUAAUGAAGAUUACAUCAUUGAAGUGAAAGCAACAACUGAUGGUGGAGAUGGCGCCAGCAGUGAGCAGAUCCUGAUUCCCAGGCUAGCUAGUAUGGAUGCAAGAGGUUCUGGUCCAUCAGUCUUGAGUAUCUUCAGUGUAUCCAGCUUCUUGCCAACACUGUUUUCCUUGACUCUUAACUCUGUGUUGUGAUGAUGCUUUUUUUGUUUGUUUGUUUGCUGGGGGAAAAAGAAGGAAAAACAGAGCAAGCAUCUGUUACUACAGAGAAGUGCUGGGGGUUUCAAGAAAUCUGCAGUGGUUAAUGCAUGUUUUUUUUCCUCUAUCCUGAUGUGUUUUUAAAUUCUUUAUAUUUCACUGUAGGUUGAAGUAAAACUCUCCUGUAAAGUUUAGCAAAUCCUUUAAAAAGGAAUCCCGAAUGCCUUAAUACUUGAACCAAAGGAGUUUACAUAUGACGUACUUCAGCUACAAUGUGAGAGACAGAGAGCAGUGGCACCAUGACCAGAGCAAGGAGGAAGAGCUCAGUGACAAGCUCCAUUUUGCAGUGACACUGAAUCAUUUUGGGUGUGUUGUUCUGAUGUCAGGAUGACAUCAGGGCUGUGGUUUUUCAGUCAGUUGGUAACAUGCUGACCAAGAGGCUGUCCUUAAGACACUGUCAUAAUCCAAUAGGUUUGGAUCAAUUUCCUUACUGCCAUUUAUAGAAAUUAGUCUAAAUCUCGCAAGAAAUCAGAGAGGAAAGGUAGAGAGCAGUGCCACUAUGGAUGUUAGUCCAGGCUGGACUGUCCCAGAGGCAGGCUUCCACUACUACCCUUCAGAAUAGAGCUGUGUUUCAAAGGUGGCUCUGUUUGAUCACAGUGUAUAUUCACCCACCUUUUGCAACACCCAACCCUCCUCUCCAGCAAGACAUUUUGAACUUGAUUUCCUUAUGUACCCACCUUACAUUUCUUAUCCAGCUUCCUCAUUCAUUACCAAAUUCUCCCACCUUCCUUCAGGAUCAUUCUGUUGCCCUUCUCUGAACUCCUGUCAGUGUUUCACUAACAAAAGUGCCCAGCUGCAAGCAUUAUUGAGAUGCAGUUGCACCACGGCCUUAUGAAAAGGGACUACCACCACCUCCCUACCUUGUGAUGUGGUGCUUCCAAAUAUGCAGCCCGAAUCAUCUUGCUCUGUCGUCUCCACUGUGAGAUCAUCCCUCAUUCGGUGUUACAUUCAUAACUCCCCUCCCACUGCUCUUGAACCAAUUCAAAACUUACUUCACCUGCUCUGGCACUCUCAUGCACCCCACUGCUGCUAAGCUGCUGGCAAUACUAUAGGUUAGAAGAAAAGAUAAAUACAUAAAGAUGCUUCAGGCUUGCUGUCACAGAGAAAUCCAUUUUCUUUCACAGCAAUACAUUAAAAAUCCAUUAAACCUGGUACAUUUGACUUCUCUAGUUGUGAAUUUAGUCCAAUCAGCCAAUCCAAUCAAUGUAGAGAGCUGCCUACACCCAUGGUAGUGUUCACGUGACAUAAAGCAAACCCUUUUAAAGAGUUUGGUUUUCCUUUCACAACAUUAUUCCAACACAGACAGCUACAAAAGGAGAGAACCAGGAUUAAUGAAAUUAGGGUAGCACUGUAAACAAAAACACAAACCCACAAAACUUUGGAUAUGCAUUCAAAUAGCAAAUCACCACCUUAGUAUCACAUCCAGAUGGACAUCUGUGCUAAGUGUUGAAGUAAGCAGGCUCUGUAUAUACUGUACAUACCUAGUUAUAAAUGGCUAGUUGCUUUUCAAUGUGGCUAACCAGUGAUGUUUGCAGACACUUGCAAAUGGGGGGUGGGGGAGGGAUGGAAAACCAGGUGUUACUAGUUGGUAUCUAGUUAUGUUCCAUGCAACAAAGGGUGACUCUUUCUAGUCUCAUCCCACACCAUUCUAGUCCCUGUCCCUGUAUUGCCAUUUCCAUGUGAUUCCAUUGUCGUCUUUAAUUUCUAGUUAUAUAUCUCCAUGAGAUAUGUGCCCAGUACCUUGUUUCAUAUUGAAAAGUUUGAAAUUUAUCCUUAAACUUCCAGCUGUGUGUGUAUCCUAUGGUUAUCUGUAUGCAUUUUUUUCUAUUACUCUAAUAAAAUAUUUAUUACAUUGAGGGAGAGCAGAAUAUUGCAGAGUAUUACUGCUUGGUCAUAUUAGAGAUUUGCACACAUGGGGAUUCACUGCAGCUACAGACAGUGCUUACUGUGUCUCCUGACCUUUCUGUGCUGACUGCUCAAUAGAUCUCCAUCAUAUCUGCACUAAGUGGCACUUGGGGUAGGAGUGGUUUCCCUCUCAGUGGUUCUGCUGCUGAAAGAUUACAAUCCCACCCCACCUAU
Messenger RNA from Dryobates pubescens (Downy woodpecker), 5025 nucleotides. RefSeq names its product contactin-3. Lineage: Eukaryota; Metazoa; Chordata; Aves; Piciformes; Picidae. The coding region runs from base 100 to 2883 and encodes 927 amino acids. The transcript is spliced from 21 exons. The record is from RefSeq and is a predicted model, not a curated record. Gene Ontology annotation, molecular function: cell-cell adhesion mediator activity. Gene Ontology annotation, biological process: cell-cell adhesion; brain development.